Prorocentrum cordatum is the source of this 1734-nucleotide messenger RNA. Lineage: Eukaryota; Dinophyceae; Prorocentrales; Prorocentraceae. The record is from the annotation of a GenBank genome assembly.
GUCGAGGUGGUUCAGCAGGAGCGGAACGUCAGCGGCGCAGAGAAGAGGAGGAGGGUCCUUUGGAAGCCGUUCAGCGUGUGGAAGAAGGAUGAGCUCAAGCAGCGCCCCGAGCUUGGCGAGAGGGAUCUUAUCACCAACUGGCGGAAGGCCUUGCUUAACGCAGAUAUCACACAUAAGUUCGGCAACGAGUGGCACAUCGGCGAGUAUAUUGGCAUAGUCGACGACGACGUCCAGGGCUCCUUCUCCGAAGUUGGCGUCCGUAGCACUACUAUGACCGAGGGCUCGGAUGAGCUGGCCGAGGCGACAGCGAUGGCCACCAGUGUGCAUCUUCGGGCCACCCAGGAGCGGUCCGCCAACGGCCCAUCGGUCGUUCUUGCAUCAUCUUCCUCGUCCGCGGGCCCUGCCAUCGCCCCGCAGUGCGUCUCCAACAUCAUGGAGGUCGACGACCGCUUGGGCUCUUCCGAGGCUGGCAUCGCGGCGAUUACCGAUCGGUUCGCCGCUCAGGAGAGGGCGCAGAAAGAGCUCGAGGCACUGCACAUGGAGGAGCUCGUGGAGGCUGACAAGUUCGACGCGCCCGCUCAUGAGAGCAGCUCGGCCCAGAAUCAGGAUCUCAACAUCUACGACCUCGAGAUCGAGCACCGCAAGUGGGCGUCGAAGCUGGGCAUCGCGGCAGACGGCGCCGGCCCUGAGUGCGAGAGCAUUGUUGACCACGCGAAGGACGUGAUGUUCAAGGGCGCUGAGAUGCCCGCCGACUUCAAGCUCGCCUUGGAUGCGGUCACCGCGGCUUCCAAGGACAUGGACGAUGCCAGGAUGAUCUUGAUCAAGAAGCUCAGCGAUCACCUGGCGGAGGUCAGCGCUGAGAUGCGCAGCGAUUCCCCUAUCAACCUCGCCGACGCCAAAGGGGCUUUCGCCACGAUGCGCGAGGAGUUCCUGGGCCCCCAAGGCCAGGUGGCGUCGCUUAGGAAGCGUCUCACAGCCAUUCGCCAGUUGGUCCAGAAGCACCACAACGGGGCCAUGAAGGCAUCGAAAGCUGAGAAUGCGAGGGCGAAGAUGAACGUCUCUGCCGAGGUGGUGAACCAGGGCGGUGCUGGCACGGCCAUGUCCUACAUGUACAACACAGUGUGGGUGUCUCAUGAGCGGAAGGACAGCGGCCUUCUCGAGGCGACCGCCAAGUUCAGGGACUCGGAGGGUUGCGUGAAGUACACCACCAGCGAGCAGACGGUCAAUAAUAUCGAUGACAACAAGAGCUUCCAGAGCUUCCUCACGUGGUUCGCCGAUCUGGCGCAGAAGAGCUCGAAGCCAAGCACGACUGCCGUGAUCAGCAACCCGUCCGUCACCAAGUUCUUGAGGACCACGCUGAAGGACACGACCCCGAUGAAGCUAGAUCUGUUUCAGCGCCCAGUGUUCCACGAUAAGGAGUACAAUGAUAUGAUCACCGCACUGUUUGACAUGAGCCAUUGGUCCCACUGCGAGGGAUAUCUUAAUGUGGCACCUGCAGCGCACGGUUUGGCGGAGGUCCGCCCUGGUGACAUUGUGUGCUUGCCAGCAGGGUUCAUUUUGUCGGUUUCGUCGCCAGAGCGCACGGCUGGCCUGAAGUGGGCUUUGCCUCCGAAGUCGGAGUCUGAGACAGAUCAGGUCCGCGCUGUGUCUUCCGCGCUGCUGGACGCCUUCCCAGCACUGCGCGGCGCGCGCUAUGGUCUCUGGCAGAAAUACCUCCAGAGCAUCCCAGCUUAG